AUGUCUCUCAGUGGCUCGAUGGUGCUUACUCUCCACCCGAGCCAUGCGCCUACUGCCAUCGACAUCGCGUCGCGAUUUGAGACCGUAUCUCCCGUCUUUAGUAACCUUCAUGGACUAGCAGAGGAUGUGGAUGAGGUGGGUAUCCAAGUGGAAGAGAAUGCAAAAGCAAUGGAGCCCGAUAAUGACCGCAGAGAGUCCAAACAACUCCUCAGGAAGGGUGCGAGAACGUUGAAGGCGUGGUUCUAUCAGCAUCAGGAAUAUCCCUAUCCCAACGAGGCUGAAAAGGAAGAGCUUUCAAAGGAGACUGGGCUCUCCGUGAAACGAGUGUCAACUUGGUUUGCAAACGCUCGGCGACGCCAGAAACAGAAACAGAAAUCUGCAGCUCCACCAACCGAAAUUUUCCGAUUCGGUUCACCUAUGCCUUCUAUGACUCCUAUGGAGCGGUGGCAGGCGACCCCUCCAGAAGAUGAAGCAGUUCCCCAAUCUACCAUCGAGAAAGCGAUUCCAACUAAUGGGUCUGGGCCUUGCAUGAGCACAUUUUCAAACAGCUUCAACGACUUUGAUUAUCUUCUAGAUUUGGAUGACGAUUCAUCUCAUUUAGAUUCGUCUGCAGCGAGUCUCGGAGGUAAAUAUUCAGAAGCAUCCUCUGAUAGCUUUUCAUCAGCUUGGAGUCAUCACUCUUCGGGUGACAAUGGCCUGUCGUUUUCAUCUCUGCCCAAGCGUCCACGACCAAGGCCAAAGCGAGGACGGCGCAAAAGUACAUCUGAGGGUGCAUACCAAUGUACAUUUUGCACGCAGUCGUUCAAUAAGAAGAAUGACUGGUGCCGACAUGAGAAAAGUGUACAUAUAUCACUUGAAUCGUGGAUAUGCUCCCCCGACCUUCAGGAUCUCCAGCCUUCGGCACCUGCACUAGCAGAAUGCAAAUUCUGCGACACCAAAGGUCCAUCUCGAACUCACUGGGAAACGCACGACUUCAAUGUCUGCGCCGAUACACCCAUCGCCGAGCGAUCAUUUACACGGAAAGAUUACCUCUGGCAACAUCUGAAAAAAUUCCACGCUUGCACAAAACUCCCGGUGGCAAAACUUGAAGAUUGGCGCUGUCAAGGCAAUAACAUAACUAGUCGAUGCGGUUUCUGCGAAACAACUUUUCCAACGUGGUCUACACGAAUGGAUCAUUUAGCAGGACACUUCAAGCAAGGCGCACGAAUGUCGCAGUGGACGGGGGACUGGGGCAUGGAGCCAGCUGUCAUGGCUCGUCUGCGGAAUGCAGUUCUACCUGCUGAAAGAUCCUUUAUAGUCUUCCCAGAUUGA
This is a messenger RNA of Talaromyces atroroseus, 1311 nucleotides long. RefSeq lists its product as hypothetical. The record is from RefSeq and is a predicted model, not a curated record. Gene Ontology annotation, biological process: regulation of DNA-templated transcription. Lineage: Eukaryota; Fungi; Ascomycota; Eurotiomycetes; Eurotiales; Trichocomaceae. Gene Ontology annotation, molecular function: DNA binding; DNA-binding transcription factor activity, RNA polymerase II-specific. Bases 1 to 1311 code for a protein of 436 amino acids. The transcript is spliced from 3 exons.